Messenger RNA from Clupea harengus (Atlantic herring), 1245 nucleotides. RefSeq names its product cadherin-1-like. The coding region runs from base 1 to 1245 and encodes 414 amino acids. NCBI's taxonomy places the organism in Eukaryota, Metazoa, Chordata, Actinopteri, Clupeiformes, Clupeidae. The transcript has 9 exons. The record is from RefSeq and is a predicted model, not a curated record.
AUGAGCUUUAAGUUUGCGAUUCCUCCUCUCACUAGCAGUCGAGAGAACCAUAGAGGCCCUUUCCCUUGUGAGGUAAUGGAGAUUAAGAUGUCUCAUUCGAAAGAUCUUACAAUCGUUUUUUCCAUCACUGGACCUGGAGCUGACCAACCUCCUCGCAACCUGUUCAUUAUUGAUGCAGAGACUGGAUGGCUGUGUGUCACACAACCAUUGGACAGAGAGAAGCAAGCCAAAUAUACACUCUACGUGCAUUCAGUUUUUGUUGGUGGAAGUCAAGCAGAUCCCCCCAUGGAAAUCGAUAUACUUGUUAUUGAUCAGAAUGAUAAUAAGCCGGUUUUCAUGCAAAAUCCAUUUCUAGGAAGUGUGCCUGAGGCAUCUAAAAUAGGAUUUGAGUUCAUGAAAGUUGUGGCCACUGAUGCAGAUGAACCAGGCAACAUGAAUUCUGAGAUCAGAUAUAAAAUACUGAGUCAGGAUCCACCCCUGCCCAACAAAAACAUGUUCUCCAUCAACCCUGUCACUGGAGCGACUGAACCUAACUCACCAGACUGGACAACGAGCUAUAAGAUAGUUGCUGGAGAUGAUCAGGGAAUGUUCAGUGUUAGCAGUGUAGCACACAAGCUAGACGGCAUCAUCACAACAGUUAAGCCCCUCGACUUUGAGAAGCAAUGUGAGCACCUCCUGCUGGUGACUGUGGAGAACGACGUCCCCUUCUCCACCCCACUGCUCACCUCCACAGCUACAGUGAAAGUGAGUGUGAAGGAUGAGAAUGAGGCCCCUGUCUUUCAACCACGAGAGAGGAAAAUCUCCAGACCUGAAGACCUGACUGCUGGCAGAGGAGUGGUUCUACAUUUACAUAAUGAUAUUGUCACCUCUAUAAUGUUGUGUCCCAGGUAUGAGAUUGGCAGUGAUCCUGCUGGCUGGUUGAUGAUCAACGAACAGACUGGACUUUCCACCGUCAAGAGCUCCAUGGACAGAGAAUCUGGCUUUGUGCAGCAUGGGAAAUAUACAGCUUUGAUUCUUGCUGUUGAUGAUGACGACCUUCCUGCCACAGGCACUGGGACACUGGUUGUCGAGGUGGAGGAUGUGAAUGACCACCCUCCAACCAUUAGGAAGACAGCCAUCGCUGUCUGCAACCAGGACCCAGUGCCUGUACUUCUGCCUGUUCUGGAUGGAGAUGGCCCAGGAUUCUCUGCUCCAUUCAGCGUGGAGCUCCUGGACCCAGAUCAUGAUGACUGGACAGCUGGUUAA